Molecule: messenger RNA, 1560 nt
Organism: Contarinia nasturtii (swede midge)
Lineage: Eukaryota; Metazoa; Arthropoda; Insecta; Diptera; Cecidomyiidae
Product: glycine N-methyltransferase
Biological process (GO): regulation of gluconeogenesis; protein homotetramerization; one-carbon metabolic process
Cellular component (GO): cytosol
Molecular function (GO): S-adenosyl-L-methionine binding; identical protein binding; glycine N-methyltransferase activity
Source: RefSeq, a predicted model, not a curated record
CAUAAAAAUGAUAAAAACAUGAUUUUGAAGGUUUCAGCACAUACAUAUACAGUCUAUCUCGAUGCUUCAAAAGAAAAAAAAACUGCGAACGUGAUUACUGCGAGUGAAUGGAUGUUAUCAGCGCUGAAUCAAAAUAGUCUUUGUUUUUCUACAGGCAAAAGCUUAUGAUUUCACGUAUUUUCAAUAUAAUCCAAAACAAAAACAUGAACAUCGUACCCCAAAAGUCCAUGUAUAUUUAUUUGGCCGAAAACAUACACAGAGUACAUAGCACAUACACACUUUAUAUUAGAAAAGAGAAAAAGGGAAGAGAGUGCUAUGUCAUUUCUUCGUUAUAAACACAUUUCAUAUGCUCUAUUUCAUUAUUAUUAUAUAUGAAAAAUGUAUGUGCGACAUUCGCUGUGAAUAAUAUUCGAAGGGAGCUGCUGAACGAUCUACUAUGCAGUAGAGUGAAAUAAUUCCGGGGUGUUCGUUCCUCAUUCAAACAUUCUUUUCAUAUAUACGCGGCAUCGAGGCACUAAAUAAACUUAAUAAAGUUGUGUCGCUUUGUACACGGGGAUUAGAGUGGAAAGUUCGUUGCAAGAAGUGAAACCGAGCGGUGGAGAAGCAGAAAUAAGAAAGAAAAAAAAUUGUGUCUGGUGAAAUAUUUGGAUAAAGUGUCAUAUUUCUAAAGAGAAUACGACGAUGGUGACUGGUGACAGCACAAAAAUGCAAUCACGUUUUGACGGUAUAUCAGUCGAUGGUAUCCGUGAUCAGUAUGCUGACGGGCGUGCGGCCAAGGUAUGGGAGGUGUUCGUCGGUGAUAAAAGUUCUCAAAUGCUUGACGUUGCUUGUGGAAAAUGUUUUGAUGUGGUUUCAGUUGGUGCUGCCGACAAAAUGCUUAAGUAUGCACUAAAAGAGCGUUGAAAUCGCCGCAAAGAGCCCGGCUUUGAUAAUUGGAGAAGCCAAUUGGUUAACAUUAUAUACGAUGACAUUAAACCAUUGAUUGGUAAUGGUUUUGAUGCGGUCAUCUGUUUGGGCAAUUCUUUUGCACACAUCCUAGAAAAUUAGGGCGAUCAACGUGAACAAAAUUUGGCCAUUAAAAAUCUUGAACGAUGCGUUCGAACCGGCGGUCUUUACAUUUUACUGAUUGAUCACCGAAAUUAUGAUAAUAUUAUGAAUACAGGAUCAACACCAGCCAAAAGCAUUUAUUAUCAGAGCAAUCAAACCACCGAUAUUAAAACGUCUGUUUUAUAUGUUGACGGCAAACCAUUGUUAAUUACUUUAGAUUAUAUCAUUAAGAUGAACAAUGAAAAUAAUGUCUCUUAUUAUCCGCACAAGUUAAAUGUGUUCAGCCAAAUUCUACGGGAUUGUUUUGGGGCGCGUAUGAUGCACCAAAUUUGUGGUGACUUGAAACAGCUCAAUGAGAACAUUAAUCCAGCAUUUUACAUCCAUAUCGUGGAGUAGUUUUAAUGAGAAUGUGGGUGACGCUCAUCGUUUUACAGCAAAGCAUGGCAAUAAGACAACAUUGCUUACUAACGCCACCAAAUAACUUCAUAUAAUUCUAUAUAGUUCUGCGGUUGC